AAUUCAAGUAUCUAUUAUUGCAGGAAAACGGAUGUGGCCACUAGAGAACCAUGGAUUCCAAAGAUAACGUAUCUGAGCAAUUACAAGACUUGACAAGAAAAGUGACUGAGCUGGAAAAAUCGAACAAAACAAUUCUGAAGAGCUUAAAUGAAAAAGAAAGGUCCCAAAAGUUUGUAGACAAGAAAUGGACAGAUUUCGGCAAAACGCUGCAAUCGAUGAAGGAAAAAAGCGACACAUCCGACAAGGAGAUCCGAUUGCUGAGAGAGAACUUGCACCGACUUAAUGCUAAAGUAGAGGAACUCAGUCAAUCAGUAAAUGGUCUUAACUAUGGACAUAAAGAAGGAACAAGAAACCAAGCAAAGGUUAUCCCACACUCCCAAAAUGGUCCUAAAAUUACUAUAAGAAAACUUCAGGCUGUUGGCGAUGGCAAAAGUGUUCCAUCUACCAAAACGUCUAUGAACAAACCAAAUAACACGGAAGCUGUAAUAGGUACAAAGGAACAAGUUCCGGUGUCAGAAGAACACAAAUCAGAACCUAAGAGCAGUGAAAAUAAAGAGGAAGAUAUAAGUAAAACUCCAAAAUCCCCAAUUAAAUUUAACCAGCUUGGUCUUCGUGGACGCACGACCUCACUGGAAAUUGACAACCGUGUGCGUUUGAUGCAAGGAAAGAGCAUUGAAAAGGGUCAAACCACUAAUCCGAUGGCUACUCCUUCAUCAGAAAGUGUCAAAGAAGAGAGAGAAGACAAAAAGAAUCUUCCAACCAGAGACGAAAUUAAAAAAAUAACGAAGGGAAGACAAACUCGGAGGAGUGGAGAAAGGCCAAAACUGUAA
This is a messenger RNA of Saccostrea echinata, 830 nucleotides long. RefSeq lists its product as uncharacterized. The record is from RefSeq and is a predicted model, not a curated record. The coding region runs from base 51 to 830 and encodes 259 amino acids. Lineage: Eukaryota; Metazoa; Mollusca; Bivalvia; Ostreida; Ostreidae. The transcript is spliced from 4 exons.